Molecule: messenger RNA, 4782 nt
Organism: Conger conger (European conger)
Lineage: Eukaryota; Metazoa; Chordata; Actinopteri; Anguilliformes; Congridae
Product: diacylglycerol kinase eta-like
Exons: 30
Coding region: 1-3807 (1268 amino acids)
Biological process (GO): lipid phosphorylation; intracellular signal transduction; diacylglycerol metabolic process
Molecular function (GO): protein binding; ATP-dependent diacylglycerol kinase activity
Source: RefSeq, a predicted model, not a curated record
AUGGCGGCGAAGAGAGAUUUCCAGCCGCUGUCCAGCUCUGGCGUGCCGGAGAGGAAAGGAAAGACGCUCCAGAAUCAGACGGAGUGGUGUGGUCUUUCUUCACACCAGGACCCGGAGAAAGAUCGCGAGCCAACUGUUGCGGGGAUUUGCGGCGCAGGCAUACAACAUCAUGCUGUUGGUGCUUUCGGGGGCGCUGGUCCAGUGGACGAGUCAUCCGACAGCGAAGGGGAACAAGAGGGGCAACAUAAACUCAUCAGAAAAGUGUCCACCUCUGGCCAGAUCAGGACCAAGACAAGCGUGAAAGAGGGACUACUACUAAAACAGACCAGCUCCUUCCAGCGUUGGAAAAGACGCUUCUUCAAACUGAGGGGUAGAACGCUUUACUAUGCCAAGGAUGCCAAGUCACUCAUUUUUGAUGAAGUGGACUUGUCAGAUGCAAGUGUCGCCGAAUCCAGCACAAAGAAUGUCAAUAACAGCUUCACUGUAAUCACCCCAUUCAGAAGACUCAUCCUUUGUGCGGAGAACAGAAAAGAGAUGGAGGACUGGAUCAGUUCUUUAAAGUCCGUCCAGUCCAGAGAGCAUUAUGAGACAGCACAGUUUAAUGUGGAACAUUUCUCAGGGAUGCACAACUGGUAUGCCUGCUCCCACGCCCGCCCCACCUUCUGCAACGUCUGCAGAGACAGUCUCUCUGGGGUCACUUCCCAUGGCCUCUCCUGUGAAGUGUGCAAGUUUAAAGCUCAUAAAAGAUGUGCAGUCAGGGCCACAAACAAUUGCAAAUGGACAACCCUGGCAUCAAUCGGGAAAGACAUCAUCGAGGAUGAGGAUGGGAUUGCCAUGCCUCAUCAGUGGCUGGAGGGGAACCUGCCGGUCAGUGCCAAAUGCGCCGUGUGCGACAAGACCUGUGGCAGCGUGUUGAGGCUGCAGGACUGGCGCUGCCUGUGGUGCAAGGCCAUGGUACACACAGCUUGCAUGGACCUAUACCCCAGAAAAUGUCCGCUGGGCCAGUGCAAGGUGUCCAUCAUCCCGCCUACUGCCCUCAACAGCAUUGACUCAGAUGGUUUCUGGAAGGCCACCUGCCCACCAUCAUGUGCCAGCCCGCUCCUGGUCUUCGUCAACUCUAAAAGUGGGGACAACCAGGGGGUGAAAUUCCUGCGCCGCUUCAAGCAGCUACUCAACCCUGCGCAGGUCUUCGACUUGAUGAAUGGUGGCCCUCAUUUAGGACUGCGCUUGUUCCAUAAGUUCGACAACUUCAGAAUCCUGGUGUGUGGAGGAGACGGAAGCGUUGGAUGGGUUUUAUCUGAAAUCGACAAGCUGAACCUUCACAAGCAGUGCCAGCUGGGAGUUCUGCCCCUGGGCACCGGUAAUGACCUGGCACGGGUGCUGGGCUGGGGGCCUUCCUGUGACGAUGACACACUACUGCCACAAAUCCUGGAGAAGCUGGAACGGGCCAGCACCAAGAUGCUGGACAGGUGGAGCAUUAUGACAUAUGAGAUUAAAAUACCUCCCAAGCUCAGCUGUGCCAGCACGCCCGAGGAGUCGGAGGACUGCCAGUUCCCAAUCUCAAGCUACGAGGACUCGGUCGCUGCCCACCUCACCAAGAUCCUCAACUCAGACCAGCACUCUGUGGUCAUUUCUUCCGCAAAGGUUCUCUGUGAGACGGUGAAGGACUUUGUUGCCAAAGUGGGGAAAUCCUAUGAGAAGUCCACAGAUAAUGCUGACGGUCCUGAUACUAUGUCUCUCAAGUGCUCUGUCCUCAAUGAGAAGCUGGACUCCCUCCUCCAAACCCUCAACGUGGAGGCCCAGGCCGUGCUCCACCCGCCUCACACCACUCCACCAAUCGUGGAAGAGGAGCUGGAGGAGGACGAGGAGGAGGAGGACGAGCUGAGCGAGGAGAUGAGCGAGGAGUCGCUGUCGGAGCUGAAGGAGAAGCUGGAGGAGACUCAGACGGAGAAAUGUUUCCGGCCAAGGGAGCAGCUGAUGCUGCGUGCCAACAGCCUAAAGAAAGCCGUGCGGCAGAUCAUCGAGCAGGCAGAGAAAGUGGUGGAUGAGCAGAAUGCUCACACAGAGGAGCAGCAGGACCUACACUCACCUACGGAGCUUAAAGAGAAUGAGAGCGAGGAAGACAACAAGGACAACGAGAAGGACGAAGAUACUAAGGAACUGGAGUCGCCUCCUUCUGCACAGACGCCGUGCUCCCCUCCUGAGACACGGAUGAGUCGCAGCAGCCAAUCGUGUGGUUCCUUUUCCAUCCCCUUCAGCACCAGCAAGGAGAACCUGCCUGUGCUCAACACACGCAUCAUCUGUCCUGGUACAUCUGCAGGUUUAAGGGCAGGUCUAGCUGCCUCCAUAGCUGGGAGCUCCAUCAUCAGUAAGAUGUUAUUGGCCAACAUUGAUCCUUUUGGAGCCACGCCCUUUAUCGACCCUGACCUGGACUCACUGGAUGGGUAUAUGGAAAAAUGUGUCAUGAACAACUAUUUUGGGAUCGGACUGGAUGCCAAGAUUUCCCUGGAGUUCAACAAUAAACGAGAGGAGCACCCAGAGAAAUGCAGGAGUCGCACAAAGAACCUGAUGUGGUAUGGAGUUCUGGGGACCAAGGAGCUGCUACAGAGAACAUAUAAGAACCUGGAGCAGAAGGUCCAGCUAGAGUGUGACGGCCAGUACAUCCCUCUCCCCAGUCUGCAGGGAAUUGCGGUUUUGAAUAUUCCCAGCUACGCUGGUGGGACAAACUUCUGGGGUGGAACUAAAGAAGAUGAUAUCUUCUGUGCCCCAUCAUUUGAUGAUAAGAUCCUGGAGGUGGUGGCUGUAUUUGGGAGCAUGCAGAUGGCCGUGUCCCGAGUCAUCAAACUCCAGCACCACCGGAUUGCCCAGUGUCGCUCCGUGAGGAUCACCAUCCUGGGGGAGGAGGGGGUCCCUAUCCAGGUGGAUGGGGAGGCCUGGAUCCAGCCCCCUGGGGUCAUUAAGAUCCAGCAUAAGAACAGGGCACAGAUGCUGACACGGGACAGGGCAUUUGAGAACACGCUUAAGUCCUGGGAGGACAAGCUGAAGUACGACAAGCCUCCACUGCGGCCACACCUGUACCCCCAGCAGUCCGUUGACUUGGCAACUGAGGAGGAGGCGGCUCUCGUCCAGAUAUGUGCCCGUGCCGCAGAGGAGCUAAUCACCAGGAUUUGUGAAGCAGCCAAGGUCCACAGCAUCCUUGAGCAGGAACUGGCUCAUGCAGUUAACGCCAGCUCUCACGCCAUCAACAAAACACACCCCAAGUUCCCAGAAAGUCUGGCCAGGAACACUGCUAUCGAGGUGGCCAGCAGUGUGAAGGCUCUUCACAAUGAGACUGAGUCACUGCUAGUGGGAAGGGUCUCUCUGCAACUGGAACCCCCGCAUGAGGAGCUGCUGUCCAAUGCCCUGCAGAACGUUGAGCUGGAGCUGGGCAAACUCUGGGAGAUCCCCUGGCUCCACCACAUUCUGGAGCCCGAUCAGGAACAGGAUCACGCCCUGGAGUACAGCAAGAGGAACAGCCGCAGCACCGUGUUCCGCAUCGUGCCAAAAUUCAUGAAGGAAAAACCGCCCAAGAAGUGCAGCCAACAGUCAGUUCAGAGGUGGGGCACUGAGGAAGUGGCCGCCUGGCUGGAGCAGCUCGGCCUCGGAGAGUACAAAGGGACCUUCGUCCGCCAUGACGUUCGCGGCUCCGAGCUCCUGCACCUGGAGAGGAGGGACCUGAAGGAUCUGGGGAUAUCGAAGGUGGGUCAUGUGAAGAGAAUUCUGCAGGGGACUAAGGAUCUGGCCAAAAGCGCCUUCAUUGACCUGUGACCUGGAAGGACAUGAGUCGGGGUGCGUCACCCUACGAUGCUGCCCAAUGAUGGCGGGAGAAGGGUGACAGAACGUUUCCCACCAUUUCGUUGCCAAAGGGAGAAUAGGAAUGGGAUGUUUCAGAUGGUACCGGUGCCAAAGAAUACAAGAGCAGGAUGAGACAUUUCAAUAAGGCUUUUGAUUUUCAGAAAAAAAAGGUAUUUUCACAGUCAUGGCAGAAUCACAAUAGUACCUUGUCAUUAAUAGGCUGCCUCUGCUCUCACAAAAAAAACAUUAAAGCACAGCAGCAACUUCGCACAAACCUAUUCUCUGGGUUUUGUAUCUGACUUCACAGUUGCCAGCUGGCAAUUUUCAAACGAUGAAUUGGCAUUUGGGAAGGCGGGUAAAGUGCCAGAAACAUCUUGCUUUCGAAAAACACCAUUUUACAUUCUGCAGAGGCAGGGACAGAGGAGGAAAGGGAUGCAUUGUGGUCUAGCCAAUGGUUUCAUGGUAGACCGAGAAGGGAAAAAGUGUGAGAUAACUGCAUGCUGUGCCUGUUUGACAUGGGUGUAUAUUUUAAUGCAUGACAUCUGAUUUAUAUUUUUUAAAUUUACAAGAACACAUGAUGAAGAACCACUUCAAUGAUGGUUGUUGCCACCGAAGUAGCCCCUUGUUCCUUAGCCUUUUUAAUAUUUUUGCAUUGAUUUUUGCAUUUAACUUCAGUGUCAAUGAGAUGUGUUCGUUAACAGUUAUGUGCCAUUUUAUUUAUUUCACUUGUGAUAACAUAAUGCUUUUUCUCUAUGGUGGGGGCAAUGCAUGGUAUAUUUAUGUUUGUUACGGUUUGCUGAAUUACACACCUGAACCUGUGCAGUGCACCAGAAAAUAGAUAUUAGUGAGUGAUAUGAUCCGUGUCGUUUGAUAAAGGUGCAGUAUAAUGCUAUUUAAAUUCAUUUAUUUGACUAUAUAGCUUUACAUUUGGAUGUUUUUCUGUGGAAA